Messenger RNA from Fonsecaea multimorphosa CBS 102226, 1488 nucleotides. RefSeq lists its product as uncharacterized. Gene Ontology annotation, cellular component: cytoplasm; mitochondrion. Bases 1 to 1488 code for a protein of 495 amino acids. NCBI's taxonomy places the organism in Eukaryota, Fungi, Ascomycota, Eurotiomycetes, Chaetothyriales, Herpotrichiellaceae. Gene Ontology annotation, molecular function: lipoic acid binding; acetyltransferase activity. The transcript has 3 exons. The record is from RefSeq and is a predicted model, not a curated record.
AUGAACCGGGUGCUGGUCAGAGACUUGCUGCGUCGAACUCACCAGUUUUCAGUGGCAGCACACUAUUCAAAUCGACAAGCCUUCCACAGUUCGCCAUCAUGGUGUGUCGUCAGGCCAUAUCUCCUCGCAGACAUUGGAGAAGGUAGAAUCACGACGAUAUUCCAAGCGGCUUCAAACAGCCGGAUAACGAAAACACAGGAAUCACAGAGUGCCAAAUCGUCAGUUGGUCGGGGCGAACAGAUAACCUCGAGAUUCGAUGGCGUGGUCAAAGCCCUCCAUUAUGAGCAGGAUGAAGUUGCCAUCGUCGGAAAGCCACUGUUGGAUAUGGAUAUUGCAGACGAGACAACUGGGGAUCCGGUCCUUGCGAACGUCCCUGCAGAGCAGGGCCCUUCCGAGAGUGGACCUGAGUCAGUCAAGGGAAUCUUUGGAGGACAAAUUGAACAAUCGCCGUCACCACUUGAACGGCAUUCUGAGACACAGGCUUCGUCGUCGAUCGUGUCCACGCCCCAAAUGAAAGAAAAUCUUCCUGCCAAAUCUUCCGCACUCCUCACCCCUGCUGUGCGACAUCUGCUCAAACAAGCAGGAAUCGAUGUGAACGAUGUCCAGGGGACUGGUAAAGAUGGACGCAUUACAAAAGACGACGUCCAACGAUAUAUCCAGACAAAAUCGAAUACUGGCGAAUCCCAACCACCGCCUGCCGCUCACUCCAAUGAUGCGUUGACACAACAUGUGAAAGAAGACCAGGUCAUGCCAUUGAACCCCACCGAGAAACACAUGUUCAAAGUCAUGACCCAUUCUCUUACGAUCCCUCACUUCCUCUAUACGCACAGCGUGGACGUCACAUCAAUCAACCUUCUCCGGCGAAAGUUCAACACGAGCCCGAGUCUCUCAGCUACGCUCUCCACAGGAGGCACGCCUGUGUCGAAGCUGACGAUCCUCCCAUUCAUCAUGAAGGCACUGUCGCAAGCCUUUUCACAAUUUCCGAAACUCAACGCCCAUCUCGACAUCGCCAGUCAUCCGGCACACCCGCAACUGAUUCUGAAAUCCUCUUGCAAUUUCGGCAUUGCGAUAGAUACCCCACAGGGACUGCUAGUCCCUGUGGUCAAGGACGUACAGAAACACUCCAUCAUCUCCCUCGCCACUGAAAUCAAGCGGUUGAGCGAUCUCGCACAGGCGGGACGUCUUGCGCCAGAAGACUUCAAGGGUGCCACUUUCACCAUCAGCAAUAUUGGGAGUAUCGGUGGGAGCGCUGUGUCUCCAGUGAUUGUGGCUCCGAUGGUUGGGAUCCUGGGGGUGGGUAGAGCUCAAGAUGUCCCGGUUUUCACAACUGACAAGCACGGCGGUGAACAUAUUGUCAAGCAAGAGCAGGUGGUGCUGAGCUGGAGUGCGGAUCAUAGGGUCCUUGACGGCGCAACUGUCGCCAAAGCCGCUGAGGUUGUGGGCACCCUGAUACAAAAUGCCGAGAGUCUGGGACUGGCGUUGCGAUGA